AUGUACGAUCACAAGGAGUCGGGGCUGCCGCAGUUUCUUGUGAUCGUGCUGGCGGUGGUAGUGACGCAGGCGGUCCUUGUGACCCGCAGCGACAAGAACUUGUGCGGAGCAGAGAAGAAUGUUAAAGCAAGUCCUGUGUCCUGGGAUUUAGGAGAACACCCAAGGAAUAAGAGUCAGCAGAGCAAUUCUAUUCACAUGAUACUGCAACAUAAAUAUUUGAUGCUCCUGCGUCUAAAAGCUACUUAUGCAAGUGAUAAGAAGGUGGAGAAAGUGAUGGUGUUUGGGACAGUAAAUGUGGGAAGUCUCAGUGGUAGAAGCAUGGAACUAGUCGAUGUGAUGGAGCGCAGAAGUAUCGGUAAUGGAUAUAAGUUGUUUUACUAUGGUACGAACAACAGACGAAAUGGGGUUGGAAUCAUCUUGGACCCAGAGAUGAAGAAGAACGUAUUAGAAGUGAAUCGAAAAUUGGACAGGUUAAUGAGAGUCAAGAUACAAGUGGAAAAUAGGAUUAUCAACAUUGUCAGUGCCUAUGCGCCUCAAACAGGAUGCGAGGAAGAGGAAAAGGAAGAAUUUUGGGACAAUCUCGGACGUGUUAUACAGAAUGUACCACCAUUAGAAGUACUGUGGGUGGGUGGUGAUUUGAAUGGACGUGUGGGCGAAGUCAAUACAGGAUCUGGUGAGUGCAUGGGUAGGCAUGGAGUGGGUAUAUGUAAUGUCGACGUUGACCGUAUUGUAGGCUGGGUAACAGCAGGAGGUAUGGCAUUAGUCAACACAUACUUCAUGAAACUAGAACAACAGAAGAUUACCUACAAAAGUGGCAAUAAUAAUACACAGAUAGAUUGCAUAGCAUGCAGGAGGCAACAACUAAAGGAUGUAUUCGAUUGCAAAGUCCUACCAGGUGAGAAUGUGCAUAGGCCCCUAAUUUGCAAGAUCAAAAUUAAAACUAUCAAAUCCAUACAGCAGAAAGGAAUACGAAAAAUGAAAUGGUGGAAACUCAAAGAAAGUGAGUGUCGAGAGAAAUUUGUGUAA
Messenger RNA from Penaeus monodon (black tiger shrimp), 1026 nucleotides. Its product is annotated as craniofacial development protein 2-like. Lineage: Eukaryota; Metazoa; Arthropoda; Malacostraca; Decapoda; Penaeidae. Gene Ontology annotation, biological process: chromatin remodeling. Gene Ontology annotation, cellular component: nucleus. The transcript has 3 exons. The record is from RefSeq and is a predicted model, not a curated record. The coding region runs from base 1 to 1026 and encodes 341 amino acids.